Molecule: messenger RNA, 3810 nt
Organism: Anopheles coustani
Lineage: Eukaryota; Metazoa; Arthropoda; Insecta; Diptera; Culicidae
Exons: 4
Coding region: 1-3810 (1269 amino acids)
Source: RefSeq, a predicted model, not a curated record
AUGAAGGAGCUUGGCGACAUCGUCAUUGACUCAGCGUCGUCUAUCGCAGAUGAGCUCGACGACGAAUACAGAGCGAUGGACGUUGAAUGUAAAGAUGCAAGCGCGCGAAGCGCGCCAGGCGAGCAUGGCGGCAUACUGGAGAAAGUGCGCCAUCACGAACAGAUCCGCCAUCGCGGUUUAAGUGCUCCAGCCGCACACUCCGAUGCAGCGCUGGAAGCGGAAUUCAAACGGAUCGGCGAGCAGUGUGAGCAACGAAUGCUCGAAGAAAAAUUGCGCGUCAUUGAGGAGUGCGAAAAGCGUCGGCAGGAGGAAAAACGACGCCUACUUCACGCCUCACUCCGGCAGCCUACGCGCGUCACUGCAAGGCAGCCAGAACCAGCAGUGAACGGAAGCCACUCCGAAAGCUUCGAGCUGCUGAACCAAAGCCAACUUUCGGCAAGAAAGUGCACGAGCCGAGAGUUGCCAACGUUCUCCGGGGAUCCGCAGGAGUGGUCGGUGUUUAUUGCCAAUUAUAAACACUCUACGGCCAUCUGCGGGUACACCAACGAGGAGAACUUACUUCGACUUCAGCAGUGCCUUAAGGGGAAGGCACGGGACGCCGUGGAAAGUUGCUUAUACCAUCCGUCAAGCGUACCGGAGGCAAUCGACAUCCUGACAGAGUGCUAUGGCCGCCCGGAGCUCAUUGUGGAGUCGUUGAUGACCAAAAUUCGACGGAUGCCACCACCAAAGGACGACCGAUUUGACACCCUGGUCGAUUACGGUGUCGCGGUCAGGAACCUGUGUGCGGCGAUGAAGAGCUGCGGUCUACAGGAGUAUCUCAGCGGAGGAUCGCUGUUGAACGAGCUGGUGGAGAAGCUGCCACCGACGGUGAGGCUGAACUGCUUUUACCAACGGAACAUCAACGGGGGGGCAACAUUGUUGGCCUUCAACGAUUGGAUGAAGGAGCUAGUCAGCGCAGCUUGCCAGGUUGUUAAGCCAAUCUCCCGGGACUUACAACGCGAAGGUGGUGGUCGCUCAGGCCACCCGCGUAAGUACGCUAACGUAAACGUCCAUGACUCAGGUCAGUCUGCAGAGUCCGUCACCGUGAAUCAUGGGGAACCCUGUUCCGUGUGUUCAGGGAAAUGUUCCAGUCUGGCAGAGUGCGGCAAAUUUCUCGGCAUGGACGUCAAUUCGAGAUGGCGGUACAUCAAGACCCACGCCGUGUGCAGAACCUGCCUGAAGAAACAUCCGCGUUUCUGUCGUGUGGAUGUGUUGUGCGGUGUGAACGGGUGUAACCGACGGCACAACAAGCUGCUCCACGACGAGGAUUUUGUACGAGAACGCCAGUCAGGAAGAGCCGCCGAGAAAACGAUGAGCUGCAACCUCCACGUUGGUCCGUAUGAUGGUGUGCUCCUCAAAUACAUCCCGGUGACGCUACACGGAAAGGGCAGAACCAUCAAUACGCUCGCACUGUUGGAUGACGGUUCGACGGCGACCUUUAUGGACCACUCGUUGGUGGAAGAGCUGGGUCUUGUCGGACAACCCCGUCCGCUCUGUAUCUCCUGGACGGGAAACCAGGGACGUCGAGAGGAGCAAUCGGUUGAAGUGUCACUGAAAAUCUCCGGAGUUGAAAGUUCCGCAAUUUUCGACCUUCACUCAGUACACACCGUUGCCAGCUUAAGUCUGAGGAAGCAGUCGGUUGCGCCCUCGGUCAUAAGCGAGGAGUACGAGUACCUCAAGGGACUUCCGCUGCGUGGAACCGCCAAGGCUCCACGAAUCCUUAUUGGGGUCGACAACAUUUUCGUUGGACAGGCGCUGAGAACCGUGGAACGAGAGCCGAACGAACCAGCCGCUUCAAAAACUCGUCUCGGUUGGGUGUUGUAUGGGCCAUACAAACAGCCCGGCUCUAAAGAGGUAAAGAUGGCAUCGGUAAAUGCCCACAUCUGUCCGUGCAACAAAGAAAGAGAUGAUAUAAUAAACAUGGCAUUGAAACACUACUUUACGCUAGAGUCACUUGGGAUAUAUCGACCGACUACAAGUUUACGUUCGCGGGAUGAGGAACGCGCGCUGAUGUUGCUUGGAACCAGCGUUCACUUAAAGGAUAAUCGCUACGAGGCUGGUCUGCUGUGGAAGUACGAGGAUGUUAAGUUGCCUGAUAGCCGAGCAAUGGCCCUAAAGCGACACGAGUGUCUCGAAAGAAAAUUGCGAAGAGAUCCCGACCUGGCUAAAGCAAUGCAAAACAAGAUCGUGGAGUACGAGCAGAAAGGGUACGUCAGAAAGCUCACUCCCGAAGAGCAGGUUACUCGAACGCCAAACGACUGGUACCUGCCGAUCUUCCCGGUGACCAAUCCGAAUAAGCCUGGGAAGAUUCGAGUAGUGUUCGAUGCGGUGGCAAAGGCGAACGGAGUAAGCCUAAACUCCAUGCUACUCACCGGCCCGGACCAAUUGGUGAGUCUACUCAUGGUCCUGUUUAAGUUCAGAGAGUACAAGGUGGCAGUGACGGGAGAUAUCCGCGAGAUGUUCUUCCAGGUAGACAUGAACCCUCGCGACCAGCGCAGUCAAAUGUUCUUAUGGAACGACGGGAAACUCGGUAGCGACCCACAGCAUUACGUACUACAAGUGAUGACAUUCGGUGCCGCGUGUUCACCCAGCACCGCGCACUACGUCAAGAACGUAAAUGCGGAAAGGUUCGAGGCUACACUACCCAAAGCUGUGGAGUGUAUAAAGUACGAGCAUUACGUGGACGACAUGCUCGCGAGCGUAGAAACAGAGCAAGAAGCCAUAAAUCUAGCCCGUGACGUCCAGUAUAUACACUCCCAAGGCGGGUUUGAGAUACGGAAUUGGCUGUCCAAUUCCACCACGGUGAAAAUGUUAUUGAAUGGCAACGAGAACAACGGAGUGGACAUUCCUGUCGAGAGCGAAAUGUCAACGGAAAAGGAUCUUGGAAUGUGGUGGAACACAGCGACGGACGUGUUCACGUUUAAAAUAUCCCCGAGAUGCGAUCCACGAGUGCUGCUUGGAAACUUCCUCAUGUAUCUGAAGAUACUUCUACAGGAGUUUUGGCGCGCUAAGAGCCCAUGGGAUGACGAGGCUAUCGGACACCUCGCCGUUAAGUGGCAAAUCUGGGUAACCGCGUUGCCCAAUGUUCAAAGAGUCAGCGUCCCAAGGUGUUAUCGGAGUAAGACGACGGCCAACUCAGAAAGAGUAGAGCUCCACAUGUUCUGCGACGCCAGUGAAAAUGGGGCAUCAGCCGUCGCCUACCUACGAUUCGAGGAAAACGGUGUGAUCGAGUGCGCCCUAGUAGGCUCAAAGACGAAGGUGGCCCCUAUUACGAAGGGCAUAGCCAAAGAGCAUAAACAACUUGAUAGCCUGACGCAUGAAGAGCUGGAGCGUGCAGAAAACGCAAUUUAUCGAGAUGUACAAAGAUCUGAGUAUGCCGACGACAUACAUGUACUCAGCAGUAAAGAAUGUGUGAAGCACCCUUGGAAGCGACCACUGCAGAAAUCGAGCCCGCUGUAUAAGCUAAGCCCGAUGCUGGAUGUGAAUGGAGUGCUACGCAUCAAAGGCAGGAUCGAGAAAUGUGUAUGGGUCGGCGAGGAUACCAAGCGCCCCAUAAUUCUCCCCCGACGGCACUACGUCACUGAACUGCUGAUUAACAGUUACCACAGCAAGUACAAGCACGCCAAUCACCAAACAGUCGUCAAUGAGGUCCGCCUUAAGUAUCACAUCCCGCAGCUCAAGGCCACGUACAACCAGAUUAUCUUUAUUCAGGAGUUUCUUUGGAAUGCCGCUUGUCCGAUGUGGGUCCGGAGGCGUACCGUGGAAACGUGA